Protopterus annectens (West African lungfish) is the source of this 2652-nucleotide messenger RNA. It is a transcript of the gene DIPK2B, whose product is annotated as divergent protein kinase domain 2B. The record is from RefSeq and is a predicted model, not a curated record. Lineage: Eukaryota; Metazoa; Chordata; Ceratodontiformes; Protopteridae. The coding region runs from base 80 to 1444 and encodes 454 amino acids. The transcript has 5 exons.
AGGAUAGGAACUGCUCAAAAGGGAUUGUCCACAUAAAUACAAGCUCAGUGCUGCUUUCAACUCAUUUCAUGAUCUUCACAUGAUCUUUUGCUGUAACUUUUCCCUCUACAAAGAAGGUAUUUCAGGGCACACUUGCACAUGGAUUAAGGAUAGGACAAUGGAUUAUCAACUGAGGUGUUGGCUUUAUCAUCUGUACAUGCUACUAUCCCAUUUGCUGAUCUUGAAUUGCAGCUGUCUCCCCAAACCUUCCUUGUCUCUGGAGUCUCCCCCGAUCACGGCAAACAGUACUUUUGACAAAAGUUUCUUGGGUCUUGAUAAAUGCAAUGCAUGUAUUGGCACAUCUAUCUGCAAGAAGUUCUUUAAAGAAGAAAUCAGGUUUGAAAGCUGGCUUUCCUUUCAUUUAAAACUACCUUCCAACUACCAGACAUAUUAUUUGGGCAGCUACACAGAUGAUGGUAAGAAGUGGAAGCCAAUUAUUAUUUCUAGGCUGCUUUCACAAAAACAAAGUGUGGAGUCGGACAAAAGAAUUUGUGAUUUUGGUUUAAAAAAGGACACCUGUAGUAUUGAAAACAUCUUGAGGGGCACUGACCGUGUUUACAAGUGGAUGAAAGCAGAUCGCCUCACUCCUGAUCUUGUGCGGGGUCUCUCCAGUCCUAUGCUUUGGUGUCCAUCUCAGCGACUUUUGGACAGGAUAGUGCGUCGCUAUGUAGAAGUACUGGAUGCCGGUAGUAUUCUCAUGAAACAUUUUACUGAGAAAGACAAAUUACGCCUUUUAUACACUCUUUCUGUUAACACACACCCUAUUAUACUGCAGGUGUUUCCAGGAAGUGAGGGAUGGCCUUUUCCUAAAUACAUUGGCUCUUGUGGUCGGACGAUAGUAAUUGCAAGUACACAGCCUAUAAAGACAUUCUACAAUUCUACUCCUGAUGUAGUAGCAGAUAUUGCUUACCAAGUACUUCACAUCACUAACUUCCUGAGAAACAAUGACUUCAACUACUCUCUUUUCUACACACAUGUCCACAGUGAUAUGUUUGGUCUAGUUAAGGAUGGGCGUGUGCUUGUUACAGAUGCCAGCACAAUAGGUGUUCUAGACAAGCAGGGAGGUCAAUUGAUGCCUAACGAAUUUCAACCAAACAAAGAUGUCUUCACAUGUUUGACCUCAGAUUGCAAUACUACUUUGCCUACUUGCAGUUCAAUCCAUGAUGUGCAGAGUUUAGAAAUGGUGUGCAAACACAUCCUACCUAAGCUUAUAACAAACAAAUUUCCAGUGAUGAUGCAACAAAAAAUUGAUACACAACUAAAGAUUUGUGGCAACAGCUCAUUUUCUGAUCAUACUAUUUUAAAAUCUGCUUUAACGUUGCUGGAGCUGUUAAAACAGUUACGUUCUUGUGACACUCGUUUCUUCUACCGCUACCCUGAAUGCAAAUACAGUGACAAGUAUUAAUAUCACUUGAUAUUUCCAUGCAUGUGCAUAAAGCUAAUAUCAACUAAAGUACCUGUUAACACAGCUGCAGCUGAAAGUUUAAGCCCUUGAUUUGCAUCAUUGUUUUAAUUACUGUGAAUGGUAACUGGACAGUUUUUCUCCUAAGGACUGUGUCCAUACCUCUCAGCUCCUCAGCUCUUUCACAUUAUAAAAUGUAUCACUUAUUUUAGCUUUCUAAAACAUUCCACUUCAUGUCACUCUUCCGCCAGGAGAAGACAUUAUGCCACACUACCGAACAGGAAUUUGAAGUAUAUAAGCAAUAAUGCCCAAGAGUGUAGGCAUUUAAAGGAAAUAUUGCACUACUGAAGAGUGUUGUGAUACCCAAUGCUGCAAACAGAUGACCUUUUCACCCCGGAAAAGUUUAUUUCCCUAUAAUACUAGUCUUUAUGGGCAUUACUGUGUUUAGAAUAUGAGUUUGUAAGUAUUUUCUUGAACUUAAGUGUCGCAUACUGUAUGUUUAGCUGUCAUUUGCAAAAUUUCUGUGUAGGUCUAGUUUAUGAAAAAAGUUCUUUGCAUUACUUAUUAACAAGAUGUAUUUUAUUGUUUGUUCUGUAUUGUACAUUGUUUAUUAGUAAUAUGAAUUUUACUGUUAUUCUGUAUUGUACAGUUACUUCUCAAUUUAUGUAGGAGUUUUUAUUGAUGUUUAAGUGUUCCUUUAAGUGACACGAUAUGCAAAUAUUUUGCUGUCUUCUGUAUGUCUUGGAAAUUACAUAUAUAUAAAUAUAUAUAUAUAUAUAUAUAUAUAUAUAUAUAUAUAUAUAUAUUUAACUUUAUUCAGCUGAUAAUUUUCUGUGCUAUCUCUAACUUCAUUGUGUAAUUAAUUUUAUAGAUUAACAUAGUCUUCAUACAUUCUAGUCCAGUGGAAUAUUGUCUGUGUGAAUUUGUGUAUGAAUGUUUUUUUAUGUCUGUGGGUCUUGCUGCUGUGACUGUCAGCCAUUGCAAUAACUAAGAUGAAACUUAUUGUGAAUCACAGAGAAGAAAUAAUGAAAAUUGCAAACAAUGUAAACUAAAAAAGUGGUUUAGUGGAGUUGUAAAUUAGAAUAUAUUCUAAUGUGACUUUUUUUCAUGGUGAUACUAUUUUCUUACUGAUUUAUUUAUUCUUUUUUUGAUCCUCAUUUCUGUUUACCAUCACAAUAAAUGCAGACACACACAAUGAAUCUAUAAGCAGA